Cantharellus anzutake is the source of this 869-nucleotide messenger RNA. RefSeq lists its product as uncharacterized. The record is from RefSeq and is a predicted model, not a curated record. Lineage: Eukaryota; Fungi; Basidiomycota; Agaricomycetes; Cantharellales; Hydnaceae. The transcript is spliced from 2 exons. The coding region runs from base 12 to 713 and encodes 233 amino acids.
UCCUACCUGUUAUGUCCACUGUACAGUACAUCAUGCCCUCAGCCCCCAGAUUUCUCUCUCAGUUUACUAGGUCGCAACGCCCUUCUGAGCCUCUUGAUGAUCAGCCGCGGACUUCCAUCUCUCCUGCUUCCAGCAUUCAGAUCACUGUUUCCGCGACUGCAAGCGACGUAUCGGCUCACAGAGAUCAACAUGGUAAUUCUGCAGGAUCACAUCCUGGUAUCCUUUCUGCUACAGCGCCUAUUUUUUCGCCUUCUACUGGUGCCUCCUCAGGGGAUGAUGCCACGAAGCAAUCGACGUCUUUUCGAGACAGGAUCUUUGGGCGAUUGAAGAAAAGCCCUAGCUCCCAUCCCAAUCGUCUCAACCAAUCAACCAAUGUCGAUCUCGGUCAUCCUAUGUUGACUACACCCGUCCAGACAUCCACGAACGACCCAUGGCCAUCGCUGUCUCCCCUUCCCACCGAAGCGACUACUGAUUCGUCACGAGUAAUUCCUAGCGCAGAGGAAGAGGCUUCAGAUGCCAGGUCGUCAGUUCCAGCUGCUCCAUCGGGCCCGGCGGCACCUCGCAGAUCCGAUGGAGAUCCGAAGAAGAUGAUCAUUGGGAGCACUAAAGCCCUCCUCCGAACCGCGGCCACUGCUCUCAGGCUCGUCCCUAUCCCAAAUCUUGAUCAGAUCCCAAACGCCCUUUUGACAGGGAUUCAAAUCUAUGAGGUUUGAGAAUCUUGAAGAUCUCGAUGGUGGUCGUCUUUUAUAUCUGGUUGCAUGCAUGUAGAAUGUUAGCGGCAACACCCAGGAUCUCAAACAGUUGUGCGAAGUGAUCCAGCAGGCGGGCAAGUCGGUGUUUGAGCCCCUCCAGACUUGGACUGGAAAGAU